AUGAUCAGCGGGGUCGAGAAUAUAUGGAAUGUGUUUCAAAGGUCUAAAUAUGGAUUAAGAUCCGUACGAUUUGCAUCGUCCCGUAGAAGGGUAACGGUCAAACCAGCUGACUCUAGAAAGACGUUUUUGAUUGAUUCCUACAAAGAUUUGAUGGAUAAGAACCCCGUUGUUCUCUUUGCCCAUCACAAUAACUUGAUCAAACAAGAAAAUGCGCAUUUUAGAGCCCUUGUCAAAGAUCUGGGAGGUAGAAUGACAGUGAUAAGAAACGACUUGUUCCAGGUUUAUCUUAGAAACGCACAUUUACCGGACCCAUGUGCACCUGUGAGGCGGAAAUUGCAAAACAGAGCCCACCCAUUGUCACGGUUGUUCCAAGGUCCUACUGCUGCCAUAAGUUUCCCGGAGACGAAUCCGGCUCAAGUGGGAAAGCUUUUGAAGCAAUUAGAAAAAUCUUCCGAUAAGCUUUUCAUUGUGGGUGCAAAAGUCGAGUCUGAAGCAAUGGAUUUGGCUAAAUUAAAUCAGUUUAAACUGUUACCUACUAAACCUGAACUGCAAUCACAAUUGCUGGGACUUUUGCAUAUUUUGAGCGGUGCGGGUCUUGUCAGAACUUUGGAAGCUGGUUCUCAAGCUUUGUUUUUGACGUUAUCGUCGCACCACGACCAUAUGAGCGAGGGUAAAGAGACCACAGAAUAG
Messenger RNA from Lachancea mirantina, 690 nucleotides. The record is from the annotation of a GenBank genome assembly. NCBI's taxonomy places the organism in Eukaryota, Fungi, Ascomycota, Saccharomycetes, Saccharomycetales, Saccharomycetaceae.